UCGGUCUGGGCUUGGGAGAUGCCGAGGACAUCACGGUGAAGGGGCUGGAGGCGGUGAGGCGGUGCCGCAGGGUGUACCUGGAGGCCUACACGUCCCUGCUGACGGUGGGGAAGGAAGCGCUGGAAGAGUUUUAUGGAAAAGAAUUGAUUUUGGCUGACCGAGAAAUGGUGGAACAAGAAGCAGACAGCAUUUUAAAAGAAGCUGAUGUUUGUGAUGUCGCAUUUCUAGUAGUUGGGGAUCCCUUUGGGGCCACGACACACAGUGACUUAGUACUACGUGCAGUAAAAUUGGGGAUUCCAUACAAGGUCAUUCAUAAUGCUUCGAUAAUGAAUGCAGUGGGCUGCUGUGGUUUACAGUUGUACAAUUUUGGAGAGACGGUUUCUAUAGUUUUCUGGACAGAUACAUGGAAGCCAGAGAGCUUUUUUGACAAGAUCAAGAAGAACAGGCAGAAUGGAAUGCACACACUCUGCUUACUUGAUAUUAAGGUGAAGGAGCAGUCUCUGGAGAACCUGAUGAAGGGAAAAAAGAUAUAUGAGCCACCACGCUACAUGAGUGUGACUCAAGCUGCAGAACAGCUUCUUUGCAUUAUUCAAAACAGGAGGCUCCAAGGAGAAGAACCAGAAAUUUCUGAGGACACGGUUUGUGUUGGGCUCGCACGUGUGGGUGCUCCAGAUCAGAAGAUUGUUUCAGGCACACUGCAUCAGAUGUCUACGGUGGAAUUAGGUGGUCCACUACAUUCCUUAAUUGUUACAGGCAAUAUGCAUCCCCUGGAAUUAGAAAUGCUUAAGCUUUUUUCUGUAGCUAGUUCCAGUUUUGAAAAUAGUAUCUUUCAAAGGACCACUUAAAUAAAAAUGGGGCAUUUAAACUU
Molecule: messenger RNA, 868 nt
Organism: Chaetura pelagica (chimney swift)
Lineage: Eukaryota; Metazoa; Chordata; Aves; Apodiformes; Apodidae
Gene: DPH5
Product: diphthamide biosynthesis 5
Exons: 7
Coding region: 165-845 (226 amino acids)
Biological process (GO): protein histidyl modification to diphthamide
Molecular function (GO): diphthine synthase activity
Source: RefSeq, a predicted model, not a curated record